AUGUCGAAUAAGAAUUGUCUGAAUAAUUGUGGAUAUCAUGAUGAAGAUGAUGUCGAUAAUAUCGAUUAUUUAUCUGAAGCUUGUUCUCAAUUGGUUGUUGAUGAAAGAUCGAAUGAUUUAGAUUCAAUGACAAGUCAAAGAAUACAUGAAUUGAUAUUACGUCAACCUCAUAUUCAUUAUUCAUCAAUUAUUGUCGAUGAAUCUAAUAUUUUCAUGGGAGGAGUUCAUCCUAGUACAGAAGAUUCGCCAUAUAAUUAUGUUUUUGCUGCGAAUCGCGAUGAACAAUCCAAUGAUCGAAUUACACAUCCAUCGGAUACUUUUAGUAAUAUGUCGAUCAAUCCUCCAAAUUUUGCAGCUAUUCAUUAUAUUAUUAUCAAUGAUGAAAAUGAUGCAUUUAAUGAAGAUGCAACAAAUUUAAAUGAGAUUGUUACUACUGAAGAUAUGAAUUUAACAAUAAAUCAUGAAUAUAAUAACCAAACGAUUGUGAGAGAAAGUACAGGAAUAGCAGCAACAGAUGAAUUAAUGGAUGAUGUCAAUUCAACUACUUCUGCUGAUGCUGCAGAUAAUAAUUAUUCAAAUAUUAAUAAUGAUGACGAGCAAAUGAUGGAAUAUGAUAAUACUGUUCAAACUGAACAAGAAGAGAAUUUCUACAGUGAUACUGAUGAGGAAGGUCAAGUAUUACCACGUUCAGAAAAUACUAAUCAUCAUACAAUUCAAGAUAAUAUACAAUCAAAUAUACCAACAGCUAUUAUUCUUACAUCAUCCGGCGCCACAACAACAUUAAUGAAUGGUAUUGAUAAUUUCUUUCUUUUUCUUUUUAGUGAUAAAAUAUUUGCAUUUUGUUUUCUGUUUCAUAAAGAUUCAUCUGAACAAGCAGAAGAUGUCGAAUCCAUCCUAGGUGGACCCACCGAUAAUAAUCAUCAUACAUUCGAGAAUCCUGAUCGUCUAUUGUCUAUUGAUGCUGAUGUAUCUCAAUUAAAUGCACGUACUCAUAAACAUAGUAAUCGAUUGGAUUCAACUACAAAUCCCGGUGAAGAACAACGUGCUUUAUAA
Messenger RNA from Rotaria sp. Silwood1, 1053 nucleotides. The record is from the annotation of a GenBank genome assembly. Lineage: Eukaryota; Metazoa; Rotifera; Eurotatoria; Philodinida; Philodinidae.